This is a messenger RNA of Theobroma cacao (cacao), 6919 nucleotides long. The record is from RefSeq and is a predicted model, not a curated record. NCBI's taxonomy places the organism in Eukaryota, Viridiplantae, Streptophyta, Magnoliopsida, Malvales, Malvaceae.
AUGAGAGAACAGUUAGCAAAGAUGAUGGAAUUGAUGAUGAGUCUCAGUAAAGGAAAAAGAGCGAUUGAAGAGCCAGCUCCGUCAGAAAACCCACCAGCACAAGACAGUGGAAACCAAAGGGAUGAUCCAUCCUAUCCCUCAAGGUUCACUCCACCACAUGCCCAAACCUCUCAAAGGGUCCACCCUCAAGUGAUGCCAUCCGUCUAUUACAAUGCACCACCCCCGCUAGGCCAUCAACCGACUCAUGGGCAAUUUGGGCCAUAUUCUGGGAUAAAUCCUGCUGAACCAAUAAAUGUCCCAGAUUUAGACGAUCCAAAAGAGCAAGAAAAACUAAGAAAGGACUCGUCACAAAUAGGAGAAAAUGAAAAAGACCAGAAAAAGUAUGAUCUGUUGGAAGAACGUCUUCGUGCUAUCGAAGGAGUUAAUAGGUUUGGUACCAUGGACGCAACUGAGCUAUGCUUAGUGCCGGAUGUAUUGAUCCCUGCCAAGUUCAAGGUUCCGGAAUUUGAAAAAUAUGACGGAACAAAAUGUCCCAUGGCACAUAUUAUCAUGUAUUGUCGGAAGAUGGCUGCACAGUCUCACGAUGAUAAGUUACUAAUCCAUUUUUUCCAAGACAGCUUGAUUGGGUCAGCUGCUCGGUGGUACGUACAGCUAGAUCGAAACAGUAUUAAGACUUGGAAAGACUUAGCAAGAGCCUUCAUAGCUCAAUACAAGCAUGUAGCUGAAUUAGGCCCUGAUCGGUUGUCAUUGCAGACUAUGGAAAAGAAGCAAAGCGAGAACUUCAAGGAAUAUGCCCAAAGGUGGAGAGAUACAGCAGCGCAAGUUCAACCACCUCUCACUGAUAAGGAGAUGAUUGAUUUGUUCAUAAACACACUCCGAGCUCCAUUCUAUGAGCGCUUGAUCGGGCAUGAAGUUGCCAGCUCAAAGAAAGGGAGUACGCCCAAGAAGAAAGAAGGGGAUGUGCAAGCAGUCGCUCACGACAGCCAACAAGCCCACAACUUUAACCCAUAUUACUCGUACCCCCCAUACCAACCCUUCUAUCCGAACAUAGGCAACAUCACACAAAACCCAUAUGUGUACCAACCUGUCCCGCAACCAACAUUUCAAACCAAUGUUCUUCCACAAACUCCACCACCAAGACCGGUAGCUUCAACCAAUAAUCCUGGCCAUGGUCAAAGAGGACCUAAAACUACCCUAGAAAGACCAAAGUUUGAUCCUAUUCCAGUCCCUUACACUACAUUGCUACCACAACUCAUAGAAAAUCGACUCCUUGCUCGAACCCCUUUAGAACCACUCCGACCACCUUUCCCGAAAUGGUAUGAUCCGAAUGCGCAUUGUGAUUAUCAUUUUGGAAUUCAAGGGCACUCCACCGAGAAUUGUACUACUUUAAAACAUAAAGUUCAAGCGCUCAUCAAGGCAGGGCUUUUAAAUUUUGCAAAAAAAGAUAGUUCGAGUGUUGAUGGGAACCCGUUACCUAAUCAUGGAAGACCGACUGUGAAUGCCAUACAUGAAGGGAUGAUUCGAAUGGUGAAAAAGGGUAUUGAUGAGAUUCAAACGCCAAUGGAUAAAGUGUUUGAGGCGUUGUCCAAGAUAAAUACCAUCACUCCAGAACCCAUCGACACAAAGGAAUUGGGGCAUGAUCUUGCUUAUUCUUGCAAAUUUCAUAUGGGGGCAAUUGGGCAUUCCAUUCAAGAUUGUGAUAGCUUUCGUCGUAAGUUGCAAGAAUUGAUGGAUUCAUCAGUAAUUGAGUUUUAUGAAGAAGCCGAAGAGAAUUUGGUCGAAACCAUAAAUCGAGACACCCCAGCUGAAGUGGCAUCAAGUUCAUUCGGGGGGAACAAACCUAAACCUCUCACCAUCUUCUAUGAAGAAAACAGAAGCCCGAUGAAUGAUACAUCCCCAACUAUGAUCAGAAGUGGUAUUACCAUCGAAGUCCCCAGCCCAUUCCCUUACAAGAGCGAUAAGGCUGUCCCAUGGAAUUAUGAGUGUAAUAUUUUGGGCACAGCUUCAUCCGCCCCCCAAGCAUCUUUUGAAGAUCUAACUGGUGUGGGGGCACAGGGAGAGGGAGGCCUAAAGAAAGCAGAUACCUUUUCCAAGGACCAAGUUGACGAAUCUGUAGUGGCUCCGAACAAUGAGGUCAAAAAUCUUGUUACCGAGAAAGAAGUGGGUGAAUUUCUCAAGUUUAUCAAACAUAGUGAAUACAACGUGGUAGAACAACUAACCAAGAUGCCCGCUCACAUCUCUUUGUUGUUCUUACUGUUGAAUUCAGAAGCACACAGGAACGCGCUGCUCAAAGUCUUGAACCAAGCUUAUGUGGCACAAGAUAUAUCAGUGGAAAAGUUAGACCACAUCGUGGGAAACAUUACAGUGGGGAACUUCAUUGCCUUUAAUGAUGAAGAAAUACCAUUGGGUGGUCGAGGAGGUAACAAAGCGCUGCACAUCACCAUCAAAUGCAAGGACCAUGCCGUACCUAGGGUCUUGGUCGAUAAUGGUUCAGCUUUAAAUGUCAUGCCUCGCUCUACUUUAAGCAAGUUGCCAGUAGAUGUGUCGUAUAUGAGAACCAGCCGCAUGGUUGUAAGGGCCUUCGACGGGACCACAAGGGAGGUGGUAGGAGACAUUGAACUACCGAUAAAAAUUGGCCCUUGCAUUUUUGAGGUCCAAUUUCAAGUUAUGGACAUUGCCCCAUCGUAUAAUUGCUUGUUAGGGCGUCCAUGGAUUCAUAUGGCUGGAGCCAUACCAUCUUCCCUUCAUCAAAAAGUUAAAUUCAUAGCCGAAGGCCAACUGAUAAGUGUAUGUGCGGAGGAAGACAUACUGGCUAUUCAACCAUCAUCUGCUCCCUAUGUAGAGGCAACAGAAGAAGUCCCAGAAUGCUCUUUCAGAUCUUUUGAAUUUGUUAAUGCUACUUAUGUGGGGGAAAGGAAAGUGAUACCAACCCCUCGUUUGUCAGUAGCCACUAAAAUGGGAGUUAAGCAGACUGUGGGUAAAGGAUGCCGUGCUGGUUUGGGGUUAGGAAAGAAUUUACAAGGAAUUAACCGUCCUCUGACUCCAAUGAAGAACGAAGAAAGGUUUGGUUUGGGGUACAAGCCUACCAAAGAAGAGAGAAGGAAGCUGACAGCUCAAAAGAAGAUUAAAAGGAUGGCUCAACUUGAGGGAAAGGAAGAAGAAUUCGGGGAACGGACAAUCCCACACCUAUAUGAGACUUUUCGCUCUGCAGGUUUCAUUCAUCCCGAAGCGCCACCAAAGGUCAAUCAGGUUCUACGGAUAUUUGAUGAGCUAUCAAUCCAUAUGAUCAGAGAUGAAGAACCUGAUGGGAAGAUCCCUGUGGUGUAUCCAGUACUGCCAGGAGAGGAGCUAAGCAAUUGGACAGCCACGGAACUGCCCAUCAUCUUUAAGUCUUCCAAAAUGCCAAUAAAUACUUGCCCAUACACCCGUCCAACUUUACCUGUUUGCAGGUCUUUAAAUAAUGAACACGAAGACAAUCUAGACAACGAUUUGAAUAUCGAUUUUGAGAUAAUUCCGAACAUUGAUGAAUUGAAAAAUGAAGAGGAGGUGGAUGACUACAGCUUACCCCCUAAUUUGUCGAGAAUGUUGGAACAGGAAGAGAAGGAGAUUCUACCUCAUCAGGAAAUCACAGAAAUGAUUAACCUCGAAAAUGGGGAAGAGAAGAAAGAGGUUAAGAUUGGCACCUCGCUGUCAUCCGAUGAACGGCAGAAGCUGGAAGAAUUGCUCCGUGAAUAUGUGGACGUGUUUGCUUGGUCAUAUCAGGACAUGCCAGGUCUUAAUACUGACAUGGUUGUUCACAAGUUACCUUUGGAACCAGAUUGCAAGCCUAUUAAACAGAAGUUGAGAAGGAUGAAGCCAGAGAUGUUGCUGAAGAUUAAAGAGGAAGUAAAAAGGCAAUUCGAUGCUGGAUUUUUAGAGGUGGCUAAGUACCCUGAAUGGGUAGCUAAUAUAGUUCCAGUUCCUAAGAAGGAUGGAAAAGUUCGAAUGUGCGUCGAUUAUAGGGAUUUGAACAGAGCGAGUCCGAAGGAUAGCUUCCCUUUGCCACAUAUUGAUACUCUUGUGGACAACACGGCAAAACAUGCUUUGUUCUCAUUCAUGGAUGGCUUUUCUGGUUACAAUCAGAUUAAGAUGGCACCCGAAGAUAUGGAAAAAACAACGUUCGUGACCAUGUGGGGAACGUUUUGUUACAAAGUAAUGCCAUUUGGAUUGAAGAAUGCAGGCGCCACUUACCAAAGGGCAAUGGUAGCUUUGUUCCACGAUAUGAUGCAUAAAGAGAUAGAGGUAUACGUGGAUGACAUGAUUGCAAAAUCUCAUACAGAAAGGGAUCAUACUGUCAAUCUCAAGAAACUGUUCGAGAGAUUGCGGAAGUUCCAGCUCAAGUUGAAUCCUGCAAAAUGCACUUUCGGUGUAACCUCUGGGAAAUUGUUGGGGUUCAUAGUCAGUGAAAAAGGAAUCGAAGUGGACCCGGAUAAAAUACGAGCUAUUCAAGAGCUACCACCUCCCAAAACGCAAAAAGAAGUGAGAGGAUUUUUAGGGAGGCUGAAUUACAUUGCUCGAUUUAUAUCCCAGCUCACCUGCAAAUGUGAUCCAAUCUUCAAGCUGCUUCGGAAACGAGACCCAGGAGAGUGGAAUGAAGAAUGUCAAAUAGCCUUUGAUAAAAUCAAAGAAUAUCUCACAAAUCCACCGGUGUUGGUGCCACCGACGGUCGAAAAACCUCUUAUUUUGUAUUUGACUGUGAACAAGAAUUCUAUGGGAUGUGUAUUGGGACAACAUGAUGAAACUGGGAAGAAAGAACGAGCCGUAUAUUACUUGAGCAAGAAAUUCAUGGAGUAUGAGUCCAAAUAUUCUGCGCUCGAAAAGAUGUGUUGUGCACUAGCAUGGACCGCUCAGAGGCUCCGGCAGUAUAUGUUGUAUCACACAACAUGGUUGGUGGCGAAAUUAGAUCCCAUCAAGUAUAUUUUUGAAAAACCCUGCCUGUCCGGAAGAAUAGCUCGAUGGCAAGUGCUAUUGUCUGAGUAUGACAUUGUGUAUGUGUCCCAAAAAUCAAUCAAAGGGAGCGCCAUCGCCGAUUUCCUUGCAGAUCGAGCUAAUGAAGAUUAUGAAUCUGUAAGUUUCGAUUUUCCAGAUGAAGAUUUGAUGGCCGUCUUGCAUAUAGAAGAGGUUGGUCCCAAUGAACUUAAUCCAUGGAAGGUGUAUUUUGAUGGAGCAUCCAAUGCUUUGGGGCACGGAAUUGGGGCAGUGUUGAUUUCUCCAAAUGGAAAGUACUAUCCAGCCACGGCGAGAUUGAAUUUCAAUUGUACUAACAAUAUGGCGGAGUAUGAGGCGUUGGUAAUGGGAUUACAAGCAGCAAUUGAUAUGAAGGCUGACGCGAUAGAUGUUUACGGAGAUUCGGCUUUAGUGAUAUGUCAAAUGAAAGGUGAAUGGGAAACUAGAGAUCCUAAACUAGUUCCAUAUAAAAAGCUGGUUACAGAAUUAAGCAAACAGUUCAAAGAAAUCAGCUUCAACCAUUUGCCUCGAGAAGAGAAUCAGAUUGCUGAUGCUUUGGCCACCCUCGCAGCGAUGUUCAAAAUAAAAGAGGCGGCCGAUGUACGCCCUUUUGAUUUAGAAGUCCGUGAAGUCUCCGCACACUGCUUGAAUGUUGAAGAAGAGGUUGAUGGUAAGCCGUGGUAUCAUGAUAUCAUGCAAUACAUCAAGCACCAGGCAUAUCUUGAGAAUGUCACGGAUAAUGACAAGCGAACUCUUAGAAGAUUAGCAAUGGGUUUCUUCCUUAGCGGAGAAGUGCUCUACAAAAGGAGUCGAGAUCAAGUACUCUUGAGAUGUGUGGAUGUUGCGGAAGCCAACGAAAUAAUGAAAGAAGUCCACGAAGGAACUUGUGGAGCUCAUGCUAAUGGACAUAUGUUGGCUACACAAAUUAUGAGAGCUGGUUAUUAUUGGUUGACAUUGGAAUCAGAUUGCAUAAACUUUGCUCGAAAAUGCCACAAGUGUCAAGUAUAUGCUGAUAGGAUCCAUGCUCCACCAGCCCCAUUGCAUGUUUUCAUAGCACCUUGGCCAUUUUCAAUGUGGGGAAUGGAUGUGAUUGGACUUAUUACGCCAAAAGCCUCUAAUGGACAUCGAUUCAUAUUGGUGGCCAUUGAUUAUUUCACGAAAUGGGUAGAAGUAGCUUCCUAUGCUAAUGUGACACAAAAUGUGGUGUGCAAGUUCAUCCAAAAGGAGAUCAUAUGUCGGUAUGGGCUUCCAGAAAGGAUCAUUACGGAUAACGCAAACAAUUUGAAUGGUGCGAUGGUGAAGGAUGUUUGCGCUAAAUUCAAGAUCAAGCAUCAUAACUCGACAACUUACCGUCCGAAGAUGAAUGGAAUGGUAGAGGCAGCCAACAAAAACAUCAAGAAGAUUGUCGAAAAGAUGACUGAAGUUUAUAAAGACUGGCAUGAGAAACUUCCUUUUGCCUUACAUGCAUAUCGAACUUCUGUGCGUACCUCCACCGGGGCAACUCCGUACUCAUUAGUAUACGGUGCAGAAGCAGUUUUACCUGUUGAAGUAGAAAUCCCAUCAUUGAGGGUGUUGAUGGAAACAGAAUUGGAAGAUGCUGAGUGGGUCCGCUCCCGCUACGAACAGUUGAAUCUGAUUGAGGAAAAAAGGCUUGCGGCUAUUUGUCAUGGUCAGAUGUACCAACGAAGGAUGAUGCGAGCAUACGAGAAAAAAGUUCAUCCCAGGCAGUUCCGAGAAGGAGAGUUGGUUCUCAAGAGAAUACUCCCUAAUCAAACUAAUUUUCAGGGAAAGUGGAUGCCGAAUUGGGAAAGGCCAUACGUGGUAAAGAAGGCUUUUUCAGGAGGAGCUUUGAUUUUGGCUGACAUGGAUGGGGGAGAUUUGCCUAAUCCGAUAAAUGCGGAUGCGGUGAAGAAGUACUAUGCUUAAAAAAAAA